This is a messenger RNA of Cannabis sativa, 1449 nucleotides long. RefSeq names its product probable protein phosphatase 2C 25. Bases 66 to 1187 code for a protein of 373 amino acids. NCBI's taxonomy places the organism in Eukaryota, Viridiplantae, Streptophyta, Magnoliopsida, Rosales, Cannabaceae. The record is from RefSeq and is a predicted model, not a curated record. Gene Ontology annotation, biological process: protein dephosphorylation. Gene Ontology annotation, molecular function: protein serine/threonine phosphatase activity; cation binding. The transcript has 4 exons.
UCAUUGAAAUAUUUUCACAAUCUCAAAACACAGAAAAGAGAAAGAAAAAGAAAAGAUAAUAAGAAAUGCCUUGCGCCGUAGCCAUACCAAAUUCACCCAUCUUUUCUCCAACCAAUGUCUCUUCAAUAUUUUUCAAGUCUCAACCUUCUUCUUCUUCUUCUCCAAGACUCAUCAAAGUUCAAUGUUCUAAUUCAGUUUCAACCUCAACUACUCAAUCCACAACAUCUUCUCCUUUAGCUGGUAGAAUUCAGAGGAACAGACCACCUUCUUCAACUUCAAAUAUGGGUCUUGGAUCGUGUUCGGGUGAGGUUUUGAAGAGGAAGAGACCGUCCAGGAUUAGUAUUCCCAUGGCGCCUUUGAGUUUUACUAUUGAUUCUCCCAAAGGCUCUUCUGAUGUGGUGGAGGAUGAGUCCGAUGGAUAUUCGGUUUAUUGUAAGAGAGGUAGGAGGGCUGUAAUGGAGGAUCGCUACUCAGCCAUUGUUGACCACCGUGCAGAGUCUAGACAGGCAUUUUUUGGUGUAUUUGAUGGGCAUGGAGGGGUGAGUGCAGCAGAAUUUGUAGCAAAGAACUUAGACUCAAAUAUAGUAAACCAUUUGAAGAAUUGCAGUGAAGAUGAUAUUGGGGAAGCUGUCAAAGGUGGAUAUCUAACUACAGAUAAGGAUUUUCUAAAGGAAGGUGUGAAUGGUGGUACUUGUUGUGUCACUGCAUUAAUACAAAAGCAUAACCUGGUGGUCUCAAAUGCUGGUGAUUGUCGUGCUGUUAUGAGCAGAGGAGGGGUUGCUGAGGCCCUUACAACCGAUCACAGGCCUUCCAGAAAAGAUGAAAAGGAUCGAAUUGAAAAUCUGGGUGGUUAUGUUGAUUGCUGCAAUGGUGUUUGGAGAAUUCAAGGUUCACUUGCUGUGUCAAGAGGAAUUGGAGAUAGACACCUUAAAGAAUGGGUUAUAGCUGAACCAGAAACCAAAGUCUUGGAGAUUAAGCCUGAAUGCGAGUUUUUGAUCUUAGGCUCAGAUGGAUUGUGGGACAAGAUUACUAAUCAAGAAGCUGUAGAUAUAGUUCGUCCUUUAUGCAUUGGUGUAGACAAGCCGGAGCCACUUUCUGCUUGUAAAAAGCUAGUUGAGCUAUCAGUGAAAAAAGGCUCAAUUGAUGAUAUUAGCGUGGUGGUAAUCCCAUUAGGACAGUUCAUAUGAUGAUUUAACUUUUAGGGUUAGAUUAGAAGAAAGUUUAGAUGAAAAAAAAAAAACAAUGGGUGAGUUUUACUUCUGCUGCAAAUGUAAUUUUUUUUGCAGCCUAAGAAAGCAAGAAAACUCCCUUUCCCAAAUGUGAAUUACAGCCUUCAAUUUCAUAUGGGAUUUUGCCUCAACAAGUAGGAAAAUUUUCAAAAACAAAUUAGUCUAAUUAUAAUUGUAACCCCUUUACAAAGUAAUAGCAGUAUAGCAUAUUAAUGUUUCA